This is a messenger RNA of Felis catus (domestic cat), 4206 nucleotides long. It is a transcript of the gene SLC23A1, whose product is annotated as solute carrier family 23 member 1. Gene Ontology annotation, molecular function: transmembrane transporter activity. Gene Ontology annotation, biological process: transmembrane transport. Bases 381 to 2207 code for a protein of 608 amino acids. The transcript has 15 exons. The record is from RefSeq and is a predicted model, not a curated record. Gene Ontology annotation, cellular component: membrane. Lineage: Eukaryota; Metazoa; Chordata; Mammalia; Carnivora; Felidae.
GCCCCUACAUGGAGUGAUUUAGAUACACUGCAGCACAGUCUGAGUGCAGUGGAUCCAUUUGUUUGUGUACCUGAAACCAUGUACAACAUAUCUGCCUUGUUUCUGUGUGUGUGGCAUGUGGCUGGGUUGAACUGAAUGUCUGUGGGACUUGUGCACCUAAGUGUAAGGGGUGGAGCUCAGUCUCCAUAGCCCCCUGGGGAGUACUGGGGUGGAGAGAGGCAGGUGGGGAGGAAAAUGCUAAGGAGAAGUUUGGAAGCUUCAAACUGGUCAGACGACUUUGGGAAACCUGGCAGCAAGAGCCAAGAAGGGAGAGGAGAAGAUAGGCAGACAGAGGAACAGCUGGGGACUGGAGAAGCUGACGACGGAUUCACGGCCGUGGGAUGAAGCUGCUGCCCAGGUGGAGAGCACUGCUGCCUGUGGGUCCUUGGAACAGGGCCUGGCCGUGGGCACAGCAACCCAGAAGAACCGCUCACACCUGUGCCCCAAAGAUGAGGGCCCAGGAGGACCCCGAGGGCCAGACACAGCAUGAGUCCCUGGGCUCAGCAGGGACCUCCACGAGGGAUCCCACGAUGUCCCUGCCUACAGAACCCAAGUUUGACAUGUUGUACAAGAUUGAGGAUGUGCCACCCUGGUACCUGUGCAUUCUGCUGGGCUUCCAGCAUUACUUGACAUGCUUCAGUGGCACCAUUGCUGUGCCCUUCCUCCUGGCUGAGGCACUGUGUGUGGGCCGCGACCAGUACAUGGUCAGCCAACUCAUCGGUACUAUCUUCACCUGCGUGGGCAUCACCACCCUCAUCCAGACCACACUGGGCAUCCGGCUGCCGCUGUUCCAGGCCAGCGCCUUUGCAUUUCUGGUCCCAGCGAAAGCCAUCCUGGGCCUGGAGAGAUGGAAAUGCCCCCCAGAAGAGGAGAUCUACGGUAACUGGAGUCUUCCCCUGAACACUUCUCAUAUCUGGCACCCACGGAUACGUGAGGUCCAGGGUGCAAUCAUGGUAUCCAGCAUGGUGGAGGUGGUGAUCGGGCUGAUGGGACUGCCUGGGGCCCUGCUCAGCUACAUAGGGCCUCUCACGGUCACGCCCACGGUCUCCCUCAUUGGCCUGUCUGUCUUCCAAGCUGCUGGCGACCGAGCUGGCUCCCACUGGGGCAUCUCAGCUUGUUCCAUUCUCCUGAUCGUCCUCUUCUCCCAGUACCUGCGUAACCUCACCUUCCUGCUGCCUGUCUACCGUUGGGGCAAAGGCCUCACUCUCUUCCGCAUCCAGAUCUUCAAGAUGUUUCCUAUUGUGCUGGCCAUCAUGACCGUGUGGCUGCUCUGCUAUAUCCUGACCCUGACGAAUGUGCUGCCCUCAGACCCCACAGCUUAUGGAUUCCAGGCACGAACGGACGCCCGAGGGGACAUCAUGGCUAUUGCGCCCUGGAUCCGCAUCCCCUACCCCUGUCAGUGGGGCCUGCCCACAGUGACUGCGGCUGCUGUCCUGGGAAUGUUCAGUGCCACACUGGCCGGCAUCAUUGAGUCCAUCGGAGAUUACUAUGCUUGUGCCCGCCUGGCUGGUGCACCACCCCCUCCAGUACAUGCUAUCAACAGGGGCAUCUUCACGGAAGGCAUCUGCUGCAUUAUCGCAGGUCUGCUGGGCACAGGCAACGGGUCCACCUCGUCUAGCCCCAACAUUGGCGUUCUAGGGAUUACCAAGGUGGGCAGCCGGCGCGUGGUGCAAUAUGGUGCGGGCAUCAUGCUAGUCCUGGGCACUGUUGGCAAAUUCACCGCCCUUUUUGCCUCGCUCCCUGACCCCAUCCUGGGGGGCAUGUUCUGCACCCUUUUCGGCAUGAUUACGGCUGUGGGGCUAUCCAACUUGCAGUUCGUGGACAUGAACUCCUCUCGCAACCUGUUCGUGCUCGGAUUUUCCAUGUUCUUCGGGCUCACGCUGCCCAAUUACCUGGAGUCCAACCCCGGCGUCAUCAACACAGGGAGCCCAGAGGAACGAGGUCUAAUACAGUGGAAAGCUGGGGCCCAUGCCAACAGUGAGAUGUCUACCAGCCUCAAGAGCUAUGACUUCCCCAUUGGGAUGAGCAUGGUAAAGAGGACUGCCUUUCUGAAAUACAUUCCUAUCUGCCCAGUCUUCAGAGGAUUUUCAAGGUCAAAAGCCCAGCAUCCAGUUCCAGAAGACACUCCAGAUAAUAUACAUACUGGGUCUGCGUGCACCAAAGUCUGAAAAAUUACUUCUAGGAAAGGAAGCAAGGUUUGUAAAAGGAAAAGAAAACUACAUGGGGAAUGAGAAGACCCUAAGAUGGAAUUCCAGCUCUGCUCUAAACUAACUUCCUAUGAAAGCCUGGAUAAGUCACUCUCUUUGAAACCCUAUUUCUGCAUCAGUUAGAGGAAGAAUGGGCCAAAGUCUUUAAGAGCCAGUAUUCUAGAUCUCUAAAUCUUGACUUUCCUAAGCAGAUAUGUCAGACAUUCCACAAUAGGUGGAAAUCUGCUUCCACCAUAGUUGAUAAAGAUGAAAAGAAAUCAAGAUGUAUUACAGGGCCUGAAAUGUCAGAAUACUGGUAGGCUUUUAGAUUGAAUAUGAUCCCCCUAUGCCACUUACUUCAUGACCAAAGUAUAUUAAAUAACAUCUUGAAGCAACAAUUUAAUAUUAAUUUUAUAAUUUAUACACAGCCAUUUCCUUGGACAGGACAUACUCUCACUUCUCUCAAGGAAAUCUAUCUAAACUUUAAAAGUGUGAAGUUUAAAUUAAAAAAAGCAUUGCACAUUCAAGAACAAUCUCAAAUAGACCAAGAAGAACAAGCCAGUUUCUAGACAAUGAAAUUGUAUUGGGUCCAGAUUAAAGUUAUACAUUAUGACCAGCAAAGGACUUCACUCAUCAGAGCAACCAGGAUUAUUUGUGGAAUGACUAAUGUAGUCAUAAGCAAGCAUAUCACAACAUACUAUUGAGAUCACACAUCUGCUCAACUGGGUUGUCAUUUACUACAACAAAUCUGUACUACAAUGUAAAUUUCAGUGUUCUCCAUACAGCCCUUUAGAAGAAUGGUUCUCAAAUGCCUGAUGGGGCAGGCUGGCAGUAUGCCCUAGGAGUGCUUUUUAUGCCUAGACAACUGGUUUGCAAGUCUGGGAUCUAGCUAAGAGACUUAUUUUUGGUUUUAAUCCUUCACAGGUAAUUAUGAUAUAUCGCCAGGUUAGGAAAUCAAUGCACAGUGAAAAAAAAAUAAUUGCAAAAAAUAUUUGUGAGUCUAGGAGUAAAUCCCAGAGAACUAUAUUGUAAAAGCAAGUAGAGACUGUCAAUAUGGACAGAAAGGUCACCAUUGUGACUUUAGAUCAUUUUAUCUUAAUUUUAGCAAACGAUUCAAACGAUUCAUCAUGUUCUAGUCUAGCACUGAUGCCUAUUUAUCUUAAUUCCUGAAAAAAUUUACUGCAAAUGUACCUACCGUCCCCAGCAAUGAGACAUACAGAGUAGGUAAAAAUGUAAAUAGGUUUUUGUUCCUUUUCUGCCAAGAGCUUGUAAAAGUCCAUAUUAAAUCCCAGUUCCAAAUGGAGUUAGGGUAACUCAAUGAAAAUCUUGGGGCAGGAAAAAAAAAAAUCUCCAAAUUUUCACCUUUCAGAUAAAAAUGUGCAAAUUUCGCCAAAUGUUUAAGAAAAAAUUAAUGAGCAAAACUUCUUCAUCAAGCUACUUUUGUAUAGGCAAGUCACAUGGACAUACCAUAUACUUCUUUUGGAUUAAAGCUUUAAGAUAUUUACAUAUCCUAGGGUAAUAUAGUUAUCAAAACUAAAAGUAGUGGCAAGAAGUCUGUUAGCAGUCUCAGACUAGCUCCAGAGUGUUGCCAGAAGUCACUCUAAGUCAUAAGUGAGACUGAGAGGCCCCUGCUUCCAUAGAAAGAAGCAGUACAAUUUCUGAAGGGGAAGAAAUGUAGAACUCUUGUUAAACAGAUACUGCUGGCUUUUCCACUUAAGGGAAAGAUGAGCUAGUUUUUUAAAAAGAUGAAAAAUAACUUUUUACCACAAGAUCUUCCAGAGAAGAGCCAUCACUGAUAACAAGGUCAUUAAAUUGGUCUUGGAUUUGGUCCAUAGUUUGUGGGAGAUCUCGAGCUGGAAUAAACCACUCAUGUUCCUCUUCUUCUUCCAGCAUUUCUUGGAAACAGCGUUCAAUAAAUUCUUCUUCCCAUAACUCCUCUUCUAUCUGGAUUUAUAAUAAAUAAAGCAUCACUGAUAGCACA